AGCAGCAGCAGCAGCAGCAGCAGCAGCAGCUGCGAGUGCGCGCGUGUGGGUGUGAGGGUGAGUGCGCUGGCGCCGGCUGCAGCGCCCUGCCCAGCUCCCCGCCAGCUUCCCUACCCCCGCCUGCCGGAGCCGCCCUCCCGUGGGACCAGCACCCUCAUUCCGGCCAGGCAAGCCUGAAUCCUGUCCCUGCCAUCUCGCCACUGCAGCUCGGGUCCAGAAAGGCACCAUUUUGUCGCGGCUGCCCGCUCUCCCAGGGGGAGGAGGGAUCUUUUUUGCAUUUUGGAGCGGCUGCCAAGGAGGGGAACCUGUUGGGCAUCUCCCCAGACCCGCUUGUGAGCGCCUCCGGGGCGGGCGGGCGGGACCAGACCCCUCGGGGCACGGCGUAUCUUGGCACCCGGAGGCAGCGGAGGCAGGCGCAGCAUCCUCGCUGGGAACUGGAGCUGGAGUGAGCGCACCGCGCGGGAGGAGCCGCCGCAGCCUCGCAGAACCCGAGUGGAGGAGGUGACAGCUCCAUUGCCGGGUUUUUAUUUUUUUUCUCUCCGCCUCCCCGUCUCCUCCUCAGGCUCGGACCAUGGUGCAGUCCCACUGGCUCCCCUGCCCCCCUCUCCUGUGAGACUGGCUGCGGGGAGGGAUCAUGGAUACUUGUCUGCCGGCUUCUGGUUCCCACGCAAGUAAGCCUGCUGUCAAUGGAGGAGGACAUUGAUACCCGCAAAAUCAACAACAGUUUCCUGCGCGACCACAGCUAUGCGACCGAAGGAGCCAAGGGAGAACCCAAGACAGAGAAUAGUGGCCCAAUAAUGAAGCAUGAAUUAUCCAGAUGAAAACACCUAUGGAAAUAAAGCUGACAUUAUCUCUACGGUAGAAUUCAACCACACGGGAGAAUUACUAGCGACAGGGGACAAGGGGGGUCGGGUUGUAAUAUUUCAACGAGAGCAGGAGAGUAAAAAUCAGGUUCAUCGUAGGGGUGAAUACAAUGUUUACAGCACAUUCCAGAGCCAUGAACCCGAGUUCGAUUACCUGAAGAGUUUAGAAAUAGAAGAAAAAAUCAAUAAAAUAAGAUGGCUCCCCCAGCAGAAUGCAGCUUACUUUCUUCUGUCUACUAAUGAUAAAACUGUGAAGCUGUGGAAAGUCAGCGAGCGUGAUAAGAGGCCAGAAGGCUACAAUCUGAAAGAUGAGGAGGGCCGGCUCCGGGAUCCUGCCACCAUCACAACCCUGCGGGUGCCUGUCCUGAGACCCAUGGACCUGAUGGUGGAGGCCACCCCACGAAGAGUAUUUGCCAACGCACACACAUAUCACAUCAACUCCAUAUCUGUCAACAGCGACUAUGAAACCUACAUGUCCGCUGAUGACCUGAGGAUUAACCUAUGGAACUUUGAAAUAACCAAUCAAAGUUUUAAUAUUGUGGACAUUAAGCCAGCCAACAUGGAGGAGCUCACGGAGGUGAUCACAGCAGCCGAGUUCCACCCCCAUCAUUGCAACACCUUCGUGUACAGCAGCAGCAAAGGGACAAUCCGGCUGUGUGACAUGCGGGCAUCUGCCCUGUGUGACAGGCACACCAAAUUUUUUGAAGAGCCGGAAGAUCCAAGCAACAGAUCAUUUUUCUCUGAAAUUAUCUCUUCGAUUUCGGAUGUGAAGUUCAGCCACAGUGGGAGGUAUAUCAUGACCAGGGACUACUUGACCGUCAAAGUCUGGGAUCUCAACAUGGAAAACCGCCCCAUCGAGACUUACCAGGUUCAUGACUACCUCCGCAGCAAGCUGUGUUCCCUCUAUGAAAAUGACUGCAUUUUUGAUAAAUUUGAGUGUGUGUGGAAUGGGUCAGACAGUGUCAUCAUGACAGGCUCCUACAACAACUUCUUCAGGAUGUUCGACAGAAACACCAAGCGUGAUGUGACCCUUGAGGCUUCGAGGGAAAACAGCAAGCCCCGGGCUAUCCUCAAACCCCGAAAAGUGUGUGUGGGGGGCAAGCGGAGAAAAGACGAGAUCAGUGUCGACAGUCUGGACUUUAGCAAAAAGAUCUUGCAUACAGCUUGGCAUCCUUCAGAAAAUAUUAUAGCAGUGGCGGCUACAAAUAACCUAUAUAUAUUCCAGGACAAGGUUAACUAGGUGGACAAGUUAUUACUUAAUAAUCUCACAUACUGAAUACUAGUCAAACAAGUUUUUAAAUGUUUCUUUGGGUCUUCAUUUGAUGCAUUGACUUUAAUUUCCCUAUACAGGAAAUGAUUGGAAUAGAAUUAAAAGGAGUCCAACAUUCCCAGCUCCCCAGUUCUAAGAAACUUUUGUCAAACCCAAUAGGUUUGGGACACUUCUGUUUAGAAUUGAAAGCUGCCAGCUAACAGUAAUUCUUCCAUAGUUGACUUGAACUUCUGAUGCUUUUAUUGCCCAGUUUUCUCUGGUGGGUCCAGUGUUUUGUUCCUAGGUGUCUGCUGCGAUAAAAUGAGGUUGUCUGUAGUAUUUAAGGAGAAAAGAGAUAAGUUUUUUUUAAUUAAGCAAUUCCAUUUGAUUGAAAAAAAUCAACAAAAAAUAAACACCGUUUACUCUUAGACAAAUUCUUCUUGUUUUGUGAAAAACCAGAACUAGUCAGUAUCUCCUGCCCCUCCACCAUUUUUUUUUCCAUUUUCCAUUUUCCUUUGAACAAUUUCAUUUAAGCCAGAGAUUUAUUGCAUGAAGCUGAGAAGAGGAUGCAGAAUGACAAGGAAAGGGCACAUCAACCCUGCUAUGCUCUUUUUUUGUAAGCUCCAUAGAAACAGCCUGAGAAUUUGGCUAGGGAACUUGAAUGCUUCAGGGGACAGAAAGAGAGCACUUUCGACACAGUGCUUCCCAGAGUGAGCUUGGCAGGGCCAGGCGGGGCCAAAUUCCAUCUGCUGCCUUGUUACUCUUGCUUUUUGUGCUCUUAAAUGGCUCCAUAUAAUCUUCUACUUACAUGUUCCUUGGCUUUUUUCUCUUCAACCUUUUCCAGCUUAUUUAUUCCAUUGACUUCUAAAGGCCGAGUCCUGGGUGCUUAUUAUCUGGUGUUCUAAAUGAAGCAGUAAGUUGGAAGCAGUGCCACCACCCCUGAGUCCCUGAGAAAGGCUGGUCUGUUCUUUUUGGGUGUUUCUCCUAAGCAGCACCCUCCCCUCCUCCUGGUUUUGGUAACCAAAAGUAACAAUCCAUCAACCUCCAUUGUACCUAGAACAAAAAUAGCCAAUAAAAACGCUGAGUUGUGAAGUCCAAUCAGGCACUUCUAACUCACCCCAAGCUCGCCAUCUGGAAAAACAGACCAGAAGGCUCUCUUCUACAGAAAUGAACUGUGGGGAAAUCAAGCAGCUGUGACAUGAAGUGAAUGAAGUCCACUUGAAGCUGUGGAAGAUGGUUCAUCCUUUUCCCCAGUUGAGGAUCCAGAUUUAUAACUUCUAGAAAGCCAUUUCCAGAAGGUUCUAUGUGGCACACCCCUAGGAAAGGCACUAAAUGCAUGCAAAGGAUUUAUAAACUUAGGAAAGUAGAUGGGUGGAGUCCAGAAAACUGGUUCUGGGUUAAUAUCUCUACAUCUGUCUUGAUGACUCAUUUCUCCUAACUCCCAUUUAGUGCAGGGUAAAUGGUUUGAGAUGAGAGUUUUUCAAUGAAAGGGAAAUUUUCUUUCAGUUUACAGAUGUAUUAGAAGUCCUGACUUUCAAGUGUAAUUUGCUUUGGAGGAGGAAAAAAUAGUGAAAGAAUCAUUUUAUCUCAAUUCUAAGCUACUAUCCAUUUACUAAUAGCUUUUUGGCAAGGAAAUAACUGUCACCUUAGGUAAAAACAGUCUUGUUAGAUGCAGCCCAAUUUCAGGAACAUUAAAAUGUAAAAAAGUACGUCUCAGAAUUGAGGGAGCAUGGGAACAAAGACGAGACUUUCUCAGUAUUUCUCAUUUUUCCUGCAAGGAAAGCCUCGCCUUAGGCAUCUCAAGUAAAGUGGCUAAGGUGUAAACUCUCUGGGCAAGAUUUCUGUCCUGACUGGGACAGUGUUCUUGGAGGAGACAUGAGAGAGUCAGAAACUUCUGCCAGUCAUAGAGAGUGAUGAUUUUGCAGAAGGCCACUGGGUUAUUGGCCUACAUUUACCACCGACUUCCUUUAUGGCCUUUUCUCCACUUCUCCGGACUCAGCUCCUCUGUCUGUACCACGUCGGGGGUUGGGACCAAUCAUUGUAUCUCAAACUUAAGAAUCAACUCACAUUUGUACUAUUACUCAUGUAACAUUUUUUUAAGUCACCUUUUCUUAAAAGCAAGACUUAGCCUCCUCCAAAGAAAUAAUAUGCAUGAAAUUUCAACUCUGAUAUGCUAGGUUUUUCCCUAACAUUAAUCACAUAAUUAUCAAUGUAACAAACAUGCACCCACAUACCACCUGAAAUCAUUUUGUGAACCACCAGGAGCAUGUGUAUCAAACUUUGGGACCCUGAGUAACUGAUAUGACAGAAGAUUUAUGCCCUUAGGGGCAUCAAAGAUGGUGGUUCUUCACAUAUUAGAGUCAGCAGGGCUGCCCAUAACACACACAGGAAUAAUUUUUGUCAUGGUUUAAGGAGUUCAUAGGCCCCUUUGCAGUUUAUCUGCGAACUCCAAAUAAAAGCCCCUACACUAGUCCAACACCCUUAGCAUAUAGAUGUACAAACUGGGAUCCAGAGUAGGAUGAGUUUGCCAGAGAAGAAAGAGCAGAGGGCAGCCAUCCUCUCCUCCAUCCCCUGCAAAGGAUGCAUUAGAGCAAACACCCAAGACUCCUGGACGGGAACAGGAGGGGAAAGCCCUAGAGAUUAGGCCUCAGGGAGCAAUAACCACCACGAUGUUUCACAAAUUAACUGUUCUUUACCAGGUACUGAACUAGGUAUUUUACAUGUGUGAUCUUUCAGCCCCAGUACUGGCAAUAUUUCUUAGUUAGUGGCACAUAGAAGUCAGUCUGUUUUCCUGCUGACACUAAAAACUACUUGAAGGCUGAUUUGCUACCUUGCAACAGUUGGUUCGAUUCUAAGGGCCCUAUACUACUUUACCCCACAAGGCCUGCUGCUUGGUAAGAGCCAUCAGAUUACAACUGGAGGGUGUCAGUUGAAUGAAGGAAAAUGGAAGCCACGCCAUCCCUGGCUUUUACAAAAACCAUCCUUGCGCAACAUUCAGUUCCUGACGUUAAAAACAAGUAAUGCAAAAAGCUGAACUUUGGUAGACAUUCGUACUCUUCUGUCAGGAGGAGGAAGAUUAGUUAGAAAAAACAAAAAAGGAAGAUACUAGCCAGCAUCAAGAAGUGGGAUAUAUAAAGGCAGAUGGGCAGUGGGAAUCAAGUUGCUUCUUAACUCCUUCAAGUUUGGCUCCUGCCUUUACUCUUCCAUUGAAAAAAAAGCACCUUUAAACCUCUCAUUGAUCUUGUAAUUAAUUCAACCAAAUCAACUUCUAUUAGGCAACCAGCAUAUAUAAGAUGGAACAAUUGCAAGGUGGAAUAAAGAUGAAGCUAAAAUUCUGCUAGCUCAGUGGCCCAAUGAAAUAAGUCAGCUAUCUCCACUAAACUUCCUUUGAAUAUUCUAGGGUCCAUUAUAAUAAAAGGUACACACUCAAAUGCCCAAUUUCUAAGGACUUGAAAAGCCAUAAUUUCCCUCCCUUCAAGCCUACAGAGCAACUGCCUAAAGCUUCCCUCCCCAGACAACCCCAGGCCUCAUUUCUUUUUCAGUCCCUUUGCUAGCUGCCUGCAGGGCUCAAGAAAGCCCUGGUAGGCCUCAUAAUGAGGAUUUAGGGAUGACACUAUAGUCCACAGCCUGAAUGGUGGAACCCUUACUAAUUUUCCCUCUUCCGUGAUGAAUGUGUGGAUGAAGCCGGUGUGUUUUUAAUAAUGCCACCCCACUUCCAAAACAAAUCCCCUGACACAGUCUUUGGACAUACCACCCUGAAUGCACCCGAUCUCAUCUGAUCUUGGAAGUGAAAUGGAGUCAGGCCUGGUUAGUCUUUGGAUGGGGGAAGUCUAGACACACCACUGAGAAACAUUCACACUGCAACCUGAUUCACUGUGCAUCCAACAUGCCUUCAUCCACCUCUUCCCCCUGAACUUCUAAGUCAACUCUCAGGGACUGCUUUCCAAGGGAGCAACCAACCUGGUCAGUGGAAAAAGGAUGAGACUGGGAGACAGGAAACGUGGGUCCUGCUCCUGGUAACCAUGGAACUUAAGCUACCCACUCAGUCCCUAUGUCAGUGUCAUCACCUGUAAAAUGGCCAGAAAGACAUCUAUCCUAGCUCAGAGAAUUGUUAUUGGGAGAACAAGAAAUCCAUUUACUUACAACUAUUUUGAUAGGUUUAAAGCACCAUAAACUAAUAAUAGCAACAACAGUGAUGGGUAAUAUACUAUUGCUUUCCAUGCCUCAUCUCAUUAUCUCCUCUCCCAGACCCCAUGGUGGCAUUAGUAUUUCCAUUUUGCAAAUGAGAAAAUAGACUCAAGUUGUCAACCUAGCCAAGGGCACAAAGCCCGAGAGAGAUGGAACCAGGACUCCAACUCAAGGUAUCUGACUCUAAAGCCAGAGCUGUUAAAAUACAGCUCUAACAUACAAUAGUUGCUAACAUUUAUUGAGCACUUAUUAUAAGCCAGGCUUUGUUCUACAAAUUUCACAUGUAUUGACUUAUUUACCCCUAAAACUCCAGAUGCAGAUACUAUUGUUGUUCUCAUUUUAUAGAUACAGAAACAGAUGAAUGACAACCAAAUUUACACAGUUCACAAGUGACAAAGCCAGGCAGUUUUAGUUAAAGUUCUUAUCCACUAUCCCCAUCAUACAUUAUGUGUGUGUGUGUGUGUGUGUGUGUGUGUGUGUGUGUGUGUGUAUGCAUGUAGAUGGAAGUUACUGAUCAGAAAACAAGCCCCAGUAAUGACCCAUAAGCUCAAUGAAUUAAAGAUUCAUUGGUUGCCUGGGAUGUGUCAGGCAGCCAGGUUCUAGACAAGGGGCUGGAGUUACUAAGAUAUUUAAACCACUGGCCCCUGCCCUCCAAGAGAUGACACUCACAUAGGAGAAAGUGCAUAUUUGCAUACUGUAAACAUUUUUACAAUGAGAUAUCUAUGAAGGGCAGAAGUCAUACAGAGGAAGAAAUAGUUAAUCAAUGAGUGAUAAGAAAAGGUUCUCAGAAUGUGUCAUCUAAGCAGAAUUUUAACUAAAUUUGCUCAACAAAGCAUGAUACAGCGUUUCCAAUAGGUAGACCAACAUAUACCAGAAUAUGAAGCAAAAUCCAUAUGGCAUGGAAACAGAAAGCCAAUGUUUCUCUCCUUCCAUUAGAAACACAUUUUCGACAUACUAGAACUAGCCUACCCCUUUUUCCUUUUGUUCAUCCAAUAACAAAUAUUUAUUAAACCUUAUUUUAAGCACUGUAUUUAAGUGUAAAGUAGACGGAAAGAAUAAAAGGAAACCAAUAUUUCCUGAGUAGUUAUUGCAAUGACAGGCAUUGGGAGAGGCACUGUUUUAAAUCAUUGUUAAUCACCUGAUAGGUAGAUGUAUUAUUCCAUUUUUAUAGCGAGAAACAGACUCAAAAGGGUUAGAUGACGUAGCAGGAAGUUUUAUCUAGAUCUAUCCUGUUCCAGAUCCUAUACUUCUUCCAUCACAGUUAUUGGUAAUGCAGAGUUACCUUGGCUUGAUUAUUUUCCCUAGCGUGGAUACUCACAAACACGCCAUUUCUCUGUGACUAAAUAUUGCCUGACAGCUGACCAAGAAUACAAAUUUGGUCUGUCAUCAAAGCAGAGAGUGAAGUCAAGUGGCUCACAGGUCUCCAACUUCUGACUUUGACCUUAUUAUGACUGAUUAACUGUCCCCCAAUUUAGAUAUUCCAUGCCCCAUUGGUUAAACUGCUGGUGGCAGAACCAUCAUGAUCUGCCAUCUCCGCUGAUCCCUGCCUCAGCUGCAAUCAAAGCAAUGAUCACUGUCAGGCCAGAAGAAGGGGCUUAGCCACUGCCAAGACAGAUCCCAGUCCACUCCCAGCCUUCCCGCCCCUGCUGCUCAUUCCCCAAAAAGUCAACCUGGGUUUUCCUGGGUGAACAGUGCCCACUGAACAGCUCCUGCUUGCCCAUCUCAAGCCCUCUCAGUUGCCACUCCAAUCAUUUUGGCUGCUGUAUUUGGUUUGAGAAAGAGUGGAGAGGACACUUCUUCAUAACUCAUAUUUGACAGAAACCCAGAAAUUGUAGGAACAAGCCAUGAUUGCUGUGAUUCUUGCUCUGGUUGGCUAGGGAUGCCCUCCCUUCCAGCCAGAGUAAUACAUACUUGUGGGAGUCAUGGAAGACUGAGGAAGCUGGAGUAGAAGGGAACAGGGGCUUUCCUCAGUGGUAAAAGGAAAAGCAACAUUUUGGAACUCUAAACAGUUGCUCAGUUGGGCGAAUUUCAUGCAUUCAUUCAUUCAUUUACUAAAUGGUUAAUGAUUGUUCAUGUACUGCCUGCCAAGCCCAUGCCAGGGUGGUCUGUGGAAGCAGCAGUGACAGCUCCAUCUUCACACAGCUCACAGAUAGCGGGAGGUGCAGACAAACUCACAGGCAAUGGUGGCAGUGGAAUGUCAAGAGCCCAGGAUACCGAGCCUGCCAGCCUGCCUGCCUGGGUUAAAAUCUGAGCUCCACCAUGUAAAAGCUGAGCAACCUAGAAAAAUGACAACCUCUCUGUGCCUCGAUUUUCUCAUUAUGAGAUAAGGAUAAAAACGACAUCUAUCUCAUAAAAUUGCUGUGAAGAUUGCAUGAUUUAAUAUGCACAAAGCUCUUAGAAGGAUGCCUGGCCCACAAAUAUGCAUUCAGUGCACAUUUCUUGCUACAGUUCUGCUAAUCCUAUAAAACAUAUGCACUAUGAUGGAUGUGUCUGGGUGCCAGGAGGACACAAAGGAGCACUAACUCAUCCAGACCAGAAGCUUCCCAGAGGAGGUGAUUCCCAAGGUGAAAUCCGAAAGAUAAAGGGAGUGAGUUAUCCAGGAGAAGAGAAAGGAAAAGCAUAUUCCAGACAUCAGGAUAGGACAGUGGAGGCAAAACAGCAUAUGCUAUAUAUAUAUGGAAUUCACAACACUCUGGUAUGACUGAUUAGUAAAAAGUAGGAAGGCAGACCAAGAGAAAUAAGGAGACAUGGUAAGGUGAGUGGGCAAUAAUGCAUGAUCUGAAAAAUAAUAAUGCAUGGACUUAGUGUGGUUCACAUAUCAGGAGCUUCUCCAAUAGCCAGGCUAUGAGGCACUAAAAUGAGGAAAUAUGGUUUCCAAACUUCGCAAAUACUUAUAGUCCAGCCACAGGGGAUAUACUGAUAAACUCAGCUCAAAUGUCACCUCCUCAGAGAUGCUUUCUCAACCACCCUUAGUUCCAUGAGGACUGCAUCAUUGUUUAGGCCACUCCUGUAUCCCCAGAGCACAGAACAUUGUCUGGCUCAUAGUAGGUGCUCAAAAGUUUUGUUGAAUGAAUGAACAAAUAAACGUGUAAGGAAGUCAGGCACAGCACUUGCCCACAGGAAGCUUAUAAGAUGAGCGGCAUGCCAUUGGGAGUUUGAAUGAUAUAUGGAGAUCCAAACAGGGCAUCAGAGGACUGCUCAGAGGAGUCAGGGAAUUAAGAAAAAAUUGGGAGCCAGUGAGCCAAGAUGUGUUAAAAGCAAGUGAUCAAGCUUAGAUUGCAGUGUUAGUUAAUAGAGCAUAUGUGUCCCUGCCUGAUGCAUUACCUUCCCUGCAGUAGUUAGCCUUCUGGGACCCUGAAAAGCAUGCAGAAAGGUUGACAGCUUACAAUCAAUACCAUGUUCACUGAUGCAGGAAGCAACAUUAUCACAUCCAAGAUAUUGCCCCCACACCCAGGCUGCAGCACUAAAUAUUCCCCAUAACAAGGCAAAGGGAAGUGACAAGAGCUAUUAUUCUCAACCCUCCCACUUGGAAACAAGAGGUGAGACAAACCUUCCCCUAGAUGUUCUUAGGGAAAGGCAAGACCCCCAAAGAAAUCUUUCAGAGCUGAGCACAUGCCUAAUACAGCAAGACAGGGAUGGGAGAAGAUUGGCAUUUUCAUUUGCCUGGGUGUCCACAAUAUUGCAGGGGAAGCUCUGUGGGCAGCUGGGAAAUACAACAAUAAAUUGGAGGGGGAUGAACAAUAGGGUCAGUGGGGCUGUGUGCUGAGUGAAUGCUGGAUUUUAUUCUACAUGCCCAAUUCACUCCAAUAAGAUAAACUUGACUUCCUCCAGUGUGGCUUUCUUAUUUCAGCUUCUCUGACUGUGGCAUAAUUGAAAGUCAUAUUUCAUCUAGACCAUUGGUUUUCAACUCCAAAUGCAGGUGGCUUAUGAAGACUCAGCCUGAAUAUAUAAAGAGAACAGCAAACAAUCAUAGUUGCAUAUUAAAGACAAUCUAUUUCUCCGUAAAGGAAAGUAAAGUGAGUCAUAUUACAUACAAGCCACAAUACAGAACUGAUCUGAAAUACACUGCGGAAUGGCCUUUCAGUCUAUGCUGGACUCUAACAGGAAAAAGGCAGAAGGUGGUCAAUGGUGCAUUUAUUUAAACCCCUCAUUUCCUCCCUGACGAGAAGAAGGACAACAGUUCUUAUUUUUCAUAUUAUUUUUGAAAAGGCAGAAAGGUUAAUUAUAUAUUGACAUGAUUUGGAUCUGUGUCCUCACCAUAAUCUCAUGUCAAAUUGUAAUCCCCAGUGUUUGAGGUGGGGCCAGGUGGGAGGUGAUUGGAUCGUGGAGGUGGAUUUCUCAUGCAUGGUUUAGCACCAUCUUCUUGGUGCUAUUCUCGUGAUAGUGAGUAAGUUCUCACGAGAUCUGGUUGUUUAAAGGUGUGAAGAACCUCCCCUCUGUCUCUCUUGCUCCUGUUCCUGCCAUGUAAGAUAUGCUGGCUCCCCCUUUGCCUUCUGCCAUGAUUGUAAGUAUCCAGAGGCCUCUCCAGAAGCUGAGCAGAUGUCAGCACCAUGCUUCCUGUACAGCCUGUGGAACCAUGAGCCAAUUAAACCUCAUUCCUUUACAAAUUACCCAGUCUCGGGUUUUUCUUUAUAGCAAUGCAAGAACAGACUAAUAGAGGUAAUUUGUGAUGUUUCUUGAUGAAAGAAUCAGCUGAAACUCGAGAAUUAAUACAUUCAUUGAAGAUCAGACAAAUAUCAUAGAAACCGAGAAAGUAUCCAUCAUGGAACAAGAAAGUUCAGCUCAAAAAGCUGAUUUUUUCAAAGUACAAAAUGAAAUACCAUUUCAGGCAUGGAUCAUGACUCAAAGAAGCUCUUCACUUUGACCAGCACGGGGUUGAUUCAUUAACUCCAUUGUUCUCAAAUGAAUCCCACGGUGUCCCAAGAGAAACUCUGGAGAGGCUUCACCAAGAACAGUAAUUAUAGCUUUUCCAUGUUAUCUAGCAUUCAAUAAAUUCUUCCUAAUGUGA
Messenger RNA from Homo sapiens (human), 11308 nucleotides. It is a transcript of the gene PPP2R2B, whose product is annotated as protein phosphatase 2 regulatory subunit Bbeta. The record is from RefSeq and is marked reviewed. Lineage: Eukaryota; Metazoa; Chordata; Mammalia; Primates; Hominidae. The coding region runs from base 805 to 2103 and encodes 432 amino acids. The transcript has 10 exons. Gene Ontology annotation, cellular component: mitochondrion; membrane; protein serine/threonine phosphatase complex. Gene Ontology annotation, molecular function: protein phosphatase regulator activity.